AUGGAGGAGAACCCAGCGUUCACGGCGGAGCUCGACGUGUCCCGUGGUAGAUUGCUGGGGUUUAGUGCAUUGGUGCUCCUCCGGUACGCGCCGACAACCUCUGCAUCUCCGGCUACCAGAGCCCUGACGGGCGGUGGUCGCGCAGCUCUCCUUCACCGAGCGGCCGGGUUAGAGCCGGAGAGUGUCACCCUCGGCAAGAAGGAUCUCGAGGCCGCGGUGGGGCAGCUCGCAGCGGUUGGACGACGAUCCAACGCCGGCGCCGGCGGCAGUAGUCAGCAGGACACCGCGAGAUCGCUCAUGGUCGUCGCGGUGAUGGUGUGCGAGGCCAUCAGGUUCAGGAGUGUCGCCGGCGCACUCGCGCACAUCAUGUGCGGCGCCGCGCGGUUCGGCCCGCUGCCGGCGCACAUGGUCGCCCAGGUGAAGAACUGGAGCAGCCUGUCAGAGUACUGGCUCGGCGCCGCCCUCUACGGACAGAAGUUCCUGCCGCUCGUCGGGGCGGCCGACGGCAGCCAGCAGCGGUGCGACCACAUCCCCGCGGCACCUGCUUGCGCCUGUGAAGAUCGACUGCCAGGACGCCAUGAUGGCGCUCGGCGUCGCGCUGAACCGGCAGAGGCCGCUGCAAGACAGGCACAGGAAGGCGCUCGACGAGCACUGGCGCGCCGUGUGCGCCCAAGCACGCAGCAAAAGAAAGGAAAUAAAUUUACUUGA
Molecule: messenger RNA, 708 nt
Organism: Miscanthus lutarioriparius
Lineage: Eukaryota; Viridiplantae; Streptophyta; Magnoliopsida; Poales; Poaceae
Source: the annotation of a GenBank genome assembly